CAAAGUAAAAACAGUGUUCCUUUUCAGCAACCAUAAUAAACUAAACAAUUUAUUCACGUAUCACGUCGUCUCUUCUACGCAUCUCUCUGCAUUUUUUUAGAGAGCGAGAGAAAAGUUUGUUUUUGUUUAUAUUUUCUUGUUUCCAACCUAACAAUGGCGACAGAAUCUCCCCAAUCAACAUCAGCUUCCUCCGCUGAUUCCUACAUCGGCAGUUCCAUUAGCUUGAUUUCCAAGUCGGAUAUCCGGUACGAGGGCGUUCUCUUCCAUAUCAGCCCUCUCGAAUCCACCAUCGGCCUCAAGAACGUAAGAUCUUUUGGCACAGAAGGGCGAAGGAAGGAUGGCCCUCAGUUCCUUCCAAGUGAUAGAGUGUAUGACUACAUAUACUUCCGAGGAAGUGAUAUUAAGGAUUUACAAGUUCUACCUUCAGUCCCUGUACAGAGUGCACCAGCCAUACCCAAUGAUCCUGCUAUCAUUCAUGCAUGUAGUUUCCCUCCAGCUACAUCAUCUGCAAGCUUGCCACCAGCUCAUACUGAUUCUGUAACAAAUUUGAGUUCCACCUCCCAACUAGGACUUCUGGGUUCAGUGCUCCAAGGCAGCAUGCCUCAAUAUCAGCCUGUGGGUAAUGUCAGAUCUUGGGUUCCAUCACCUCUUCCAAAUGUAAACAGCAAUGAGCUUGGUACAUCAAUAUAUUUGGAAGGAUUGAAAGGAUCCUCAGGGCUUUCUCAUUUGCAACAGCAGACGUUGCUUGGAGUUGGUUCACCACCUGGCUUAUUAGUGUCUCCUCAGCAGCAGCAAAUGCAAUAUUCAACUGUAGAUACAUCCAAACCUAGUGGUGGAUUAAACUUACCUGAAGUUCCUCGUCCAUUGCUGCCACCUGUAUAUGCUGGCGCCCUGAACUCAACACCAGCACCAAUCCCAUUAUCAGCUUUGGCAUCAAAUAUUCAUCUCGGGGGUUCUACUUCAGUAGCUUCUAGUGACGUACUGGGUCCAAUGGCAAACUAUGAACCUAAUACUUCUCCUUCUUCAACCUUAAGUCCUUGCUUGACACUAGUGUCUCCAUUUACUUCUGCUGCACAUAGAGAUAAUACUGUAGCUCAGGUUGGUGAUAAAACUGCAUCUAUGCUUAGUUCCACUUCUCCUUAUCAGGGUUUGCCUACAUCUUCCCCAUCUACUGUUGGGACAUCUGGUUCAAAUUACAUUGAGGCACCAACACCCUCUCUAGUGACACCAGAUCAGCUUUCGAAGUCUCCAGCCUUAAAUCCACCUACAAAAACAUCUCUUCCCCUGCAAACUGCUCAGAAAGACAUUGAGGUGGUUCAAGCAUCAACUUCAGAACCAAUACCACUGGAGUCAAAAGAAGCUAAGACUCCAUUGUCAUCAUCCAGAAAGAUUCCAAAUAUCAUGAUUAUGGGGUUGAAUGUAGAAGAAGAAAUGGGCUUUUAUUUCUUUAAGUUGAUGAAGUGGUAUUUUCAUGCAUUCCACUUUUACAUUUAUUUCCAGCAGCAUGGUGCUGCUUUGCAUGGUUACCGCAGUCUUAGGAGCCAUGUUGGAGGAAGAGAAAACAAGCUGAAUGGAACUAUGUCUCCCUCUUACCAAAGUAAAAAGGCCCAUCUACGGGGACAAGGAAAUGGGCUCUAUGGAACUGCAUCACGCACUCAUCUCAGUUAUGAAGGCCAUGGAUGGGGGAAAGAGAAGAUGAUGAAAGGAGCUGCUUCAAGCUAUUGUCAUGGUAACAUGGGUCGUGGUGCAUGGGGACGAACCAAUAGGCCUUCAAAGUCUAUAACCAAAUUUACUGAGGAUUUUGAUUUUGAGGCAAUGAAUGAGAAAUUCAAUAAAGAGGAAGUGUGGGGUCAGCUAGGCAAAAGUGUCAAAGUCAAAUCAAAAGAUAAUAUGAACACAAGUGACAGUGAUGAAGAAAAUUUGCAACAUGAAGAUGCAGAUGGACUACCAAAAGUUGAAAUGAAGCCUGUGUACGUUAAGGAUGACUUUUUUGACUCCCUCUCUAGCACCACAUUUCAUCAUGAAGCAAAGAAAAAGGUCAAGUUACAUCAACAGAGGAAAUUAGAUAUGGAGACAUUUGGCUAUUUCCAAACAAGUCGAGGUGGUCGUGGUGGCCGGGGAACAGGUCGUGGUGGUGGCUGGUCACGUAGUGGUAGAUAUGGAAGGGGGGGAUAUGGGCGUGCUGGGAGAGGUAUCUGGAGCAGCGUAACCUAGUUUACUCUUUUGAACAUAGUUAUAAUAGACAUGAUCUAACCAAAGCUGCGUACCCAGAUUUAGCUUUAAUAAGUUUGAAACAAUAUUAUGGUUGCAAUGGAAUUGGCAGCCUGAUCUACCAGGGAACAAACUGACUAUGACCUAAAGAAAACCCGUCAUCUAGGAAUUGACGGGUUGAUGAUAAAGGGGUGCAAAGAUGCAAAUCCUCUUCUGAUUAUGCUGACACUGUUCAUCAUUUCUAUUCACGGUGCAGCUGGUCUGUAGGUAUUUACCAGAGAUCAUUAUUCAAGUUGUUCCGAAGUGCUCCUUAGAUGGCAUUUAACUGAAUAACAUUUUAAAUGUUAUUAUUCGUGUCAUCAUAAGUAUUUUAAAAUCUCAUCUUAUGACAAACCUUGGGUUAUUAGUGUUUGUUAUCCAGGUUAGAAAUACCUCACUUAUCAUUCAUUCGUUGUUGUAUGAUACAUAAGUGAGGGAUUUGGUGAUGAUUUGGACCUGAACGGUAGGAAAGAGAGAGACAAGAAUUGCAUGCUAAAACAUGGAUGCUGCAUUGCACCCUGUUGUGUCCGUUAACACUUCAUUUUCACUUGGGUAUUGGGUGAGAAAGUUUAGGGUGAGGGGAGCACAAGCAUCAUGCUUAGAAAUGAGUAAAAUCCCGCUGACCCAAAUUUUCCCAUGACUUCCAACUUCACAGGUAAGGCUUACCUAAUCAAUACUAGAGUUUCUAUCACUAGGGCUGGUGGUUUCAUUUCUCAAUUUUACAGGUUUUUCCAUACCUCGUGCUUGUGAUGUGUCUAUCCUGAAUUUGACCUUGAAGGAGGAAUCUGAUGCAAGGCCUGCAGAGGUUUAGUUGCUCAUUUUGUUUUUGAGCUUAAUCACUGCAUUUAUGUUUCAUUAGUUUGUGAGAUGCAACUAACGGCCUUUAUUUUAGUACAUAUUUGGUUUUAACUUGUAUUUGUUGUGAGAUAAUAUAAUUACAAUAUUAUA
Molecule: messenger RNA, 3198 nt
Organism: Rubroshorea leprosula
Lineage: Eukaryota; Viridiplantae; Streptophyta; Magnoliopsida; Malvales; Dipterocarpaceae
Source: the annotation of a GenBank genome assembly